GUUUUGUGAGUCCACUAAACAGGAACUGGCAGGUUUGCCAACGCAAAGCCCGCAAGCAUCGUCAUAAGUCUUCAGGUCUUGCUCCCAAGCAAAGACCAUGCUGGAUGGACGCGUCAGAGUCCAGCUCAGAAGAAGCUCCUCAAAAGUCGACAGCGUCGGUGGUCAAUUUGAGUGACUCUGAUGAUGUGGCCGCCAUCAACGGGACGAGACUGCUUUCCUGGCCUGACUCUGUCGGUGGGAAUAAACUAGGACAGCCCCUCAGGAAGAAGAGGACGGCCAAACGCAUGUCCUCACACAUCCCAGUCAGAUUACGAAAGAAGUUAAAAGUUUCUGGCAUGGAAUGGAAACAGAGGCCUCGGCUGUCCAGGUUGCAGCAUCCAUCAUCAUUGAACAGCGGGUUGAAUUCGCAGAUUGACGGAGGGAGGCUGAUGGGGAGCCAAAGUUGGAAAAGAAAGAUCUCAUUGGAGUCCGUACAACGCACAGAUGAGAUCAUGUCUGAGAGUGAAACCAGUAGUGUCUGCAGUGGUGACACGAGCCUUCUCACCAAUGAUGAAGGCAGACAAGGUGAUGAUGAGCAGAGCGAUUAUUUUUUUGAGGAUGACUUGCAGGAGUCUUUGCUCGCAGCUACCCAAUCACAAUUCCAGCGAUGACCACCUCUGGAACUCAAUCAACUUUCUGCAGCCUGCAUGGCCAAUUCAGAGAGGCACUCUAACCACUCAAAUGCUGACAUGGGAAACAAGAGUAAAAUGUCCAUCACAUCCUCAGCACCGCUGGUUUGUUGCUUCUGGAGCUGCACGGCCGGCAAAUGAGCCAAAAGGAAAGGAGACAUUUUAAAGAGACUAUCGUUUCCUUGUCUCUCCCUCGGCAUCGGAUGCAUUAAAAGAUCAAUGUGAGCGUCCGCUGAGAGGAGAUGCAGUCAGACCCGGCAAUCACCUGACAAAGGCACCUAGGAGGCGAGUGAAUGAGUGAUGCCUGCUCUGUCUGCUCCGCCACCUCCGCCACGGCUCUUCGUGUCCACCCGCGGGUGGAAGGCUGAUGAGGAAGACGACAGAUCACGCUGUCAUAAACUCUGUUUGAACUAUCUCUUUGUCACUCCCCUGAGGUCACAGGUCAGCCCGGAAUAAAGAUUCGCUAAAGGCAUCCCUCCCACUCGCAGUGGUGUGAUCUCAUUUUCUCGGCAGAUAGGAGCAACGUCAGCCUCCCUCUGAUCCACUUGGCGGGAGGGGAGUUUGGAUGGAGAUGUGGUGAACAGUCCUGUUGACCCUUGGAUGAGCAAAGGGGGCACGGCAGCCAAAAUGGGACUGAAUAUUGAUUGUGCUGCCAUUAUGAGAACACCACUCCCAAGCUAUUUUUACAGCCGAUGAAAGGAAGCAAGAGGGCAUUGCUGGUGAAGGCAAUUCCAUCUGUGACGUACUUCAGCUCCUAAAAAAAGAGGUGGAAUCCAAGUUGGGAGGGAUGAGGUAUGGAGGAGGAAGAAAACGCACAUGCCAUGAU
Messenger RNA from Syngnathus acus (greater pipefish), 1494 nucleotides. RefSeq names its product G patch domain-containing protein 2-like. The transcript has 8 exons. The record is from RefSeq and is a predicted model, not a curated record. Bases 105 to 650 code for a protein of 181 amino acids. Lineage: Eukaryota; Metazoa; Chordata; Actinopteri; Syngnathiformes; Syngnathidae.